AUGAAGUUAGAGUUAGGGAAAGUUAUGGAUGGAAGAAAUGAUAGGUCUAGGGAAAAUGAAGACACUGGUAGAGAAAGCUAUACUACAAGAAAUGAUAGGUCUAGGGAAAAUGAAGACACUGGUAGAGAAAGUUAUGCUACAAGAAAUGAUAGGUCUAGGGAAAAUGAAGACACUGGUAGAGAAAGUUAUGCUACAAGAAAUGAUAGGUCUAGGGAAAAUGAAGACACUGGUAGAGAAAGCUAUACUACAAGAAAUGAUAGGUCUAGGGAAAAUGAAGACACUGGUAGAGAAAACUAUGCUACAAGAAAUGAUAGGUCUAGGGAAAAUGAAGACACUAGUAGAGAAAGUUAUGGUACAAGAAAUGAUAGGUCUAGGGAAAAUGAAGACACUGGUAAAGAAAGAUAUGCUACAAGAAAUGAUAGCCCCAAAGCGGGUGAUAGGAACGUAUCAGUGUAG
Molecule: messenger RNA, 456 nt
Organism: Biomphalaria glabrata
Lineage: Eukaryota; Metazoa; Mollusca; Gastropoda; Planorbidae
Exons: 1
Coding region: 1-456 (151 amino acids)
Source: RefSeq, a predicted model, not a curated record